AUGGAACUAUGGAGUUUGAAAGUGAAGGAAACUACUGCUGUGAUGUUCCUUUUUAGUGUUCAAAAUGGGUCAUUUUUAUUGUCUGAGAUAGACACAGAGAACACAGUACAAUGUAUUCUUGAAACCCAACAUGAUAACCAGAAUAUAACUGAAGGAAACUUGGGAAAAUACAUGUCACAAUGUUGUACCAAAGCCAUUCCACACCCUAAAGCACAUGAUGGCCAGAAACUACCACCUGGAAAAGGUGGAAAACCUCGUUGGAUUCUUCAGUCUGAACAGGAGUUUUCGUGUCCUAUGUUAGCAUGUUUACCUCCUGUUCUGAUUGAGGCUGAGACAUGCUCGAAAAUGAUUUAG
This is a messenger RNA of Ilex paraguariensis (yerba mate), 354 nucleotides long. The record is from the annotation of a GenBank genome assembly. Lineage: Eukaryota; Viridiplantae; Streptophyta; Magnoliopsida; Aquifoliales; Aquifoliaceae.